AAAACCGCCCUUCCCCAACUUCACUCUCUGCCUGUCGUUUUUUGUUAUAUCAAAAAAGAAGAAAAUAGGCUAAAGAAACAAAACACGGACAUACACACACUCUCCCCCAAAACUCCCUUUCUUUCUUUCUGGGUGUUGCUGUGGCAUGUUUACCGGCUAAAUCUAGAGCAUCCCAUUUUCCUUUUCUCCUACCAUUUGAAGGGAAAUCUCCUACAUAACCAGUCGCCUUUCCUACAUGUUCUUUAAUGCUUUGUGGAAAUAGCGGGUUGCUCUGUAUCAGAUAUUAAGAAGUUUUAUUUCCUUGAUUCAUUUUUCACGGGAGUUGAAUCUGGAGACUUUGGCCAAAUCUAGCAAGACCCUUAUAGUCAGUGACAGUCGAGGAGGUUUCAAACGAGGUCUCCGUGGUCCAAUCGUUGUCUUCCGAACAUUUAUUUAAUAAAUAUAAAUCACAAAUCUCUCUUAGGGUAUGAUGUUAAGAGUACUGUAAAAGCUGGUUUCUGAGGAAAAACUACUUGUUCUCGGGCUAGCUGACGCAGUGUGGUUAAAAAAUUUUCUUAAAAAUCUUCCCUUUCAUAUCAAUUUGUUGCUUGGUAUUUAAAUGCUUUUGUUUUUAUUCUUUGUUGUUGUUGCGAGAAAUAGGCGAUUUUCUUUCUUUUUUUUUUUUUUUGGUUCCUAUAUUUACUAAAAUGUGGUUUUUAGCUAACAAAUGCAUGGUCUGCUAAUUUUCUUCUACGUGAUACUUUUCCUCCGAGUAUGUGUACGAUCUCACCGGAGGCUGCUUAAUUGUUUCAAUUUGUUUAUUAUUUAUUUAGCUAUCUUUUCCGGCUAGCAGUAAUCUCUAAUAUAUAUGUGAAAAAUAUGUUAUGUGGUUUUGAAUUCUUUCCAAAUUGUAAGAUUUGAGACGCAGGGUUUUCUUCUCCAGUUCUUUUUAUCUGUUUAACUUGGCUUGUUAUUGAGGAUGCUUACAGUUUUCUCUUCAUAUAGAAAGGUGUGGAGAUAGUUUAAGUUUGUUAACAGCGUGGAGGCGGGUGGAAAUUAUCUUUACAUAAGGGGAAUCCAUAUUUCACUUGUUUUAGACAUAAAUUGCUUGUCCGGGGCAUAUGAUAAGCUGUUCAGUUAUAAGUUUUUAUAUUUCUGAUGUGGUAAUAAUUUUUCUAGUUGAAGGAAAUAAUAUCUUUCGAUUGGUAAAGUUGCUUUAAAUCAUCUUUCAAGGAUUUAAUCUGAGGCUAAUUCUUCUUAUAUGAAUCAGCCGUUGACGAUUUCCUAACAUUGUUGAUGAUCCUCUCACUGGGAGACCUAAUAGCAUAAUUUUACUUCAAUUUUCUUGGGCACAGGUUUUGUUUAGGUCAUGGCGGGAGAAUCAUCAUGGACUAACCAUUGCCUUGAUGAAACACCAAGAGAGAUUGGAGAGUUUGAUUCAUUCUCAGAGCUUGAUGAUGAAAGCAGUAAAGAAAUUACUGCAGUUUCUCUUGAGUUGAUCCUGCCUGAUGACCUGCUGGAGCGGAUCCUAGCCUAUCUCCCAAUUGCUAGCAUUUUCAGAGCCGGUUGUGUGUGUAAAAGAUGGCAUGAAAUUGUUAGUUCAAAUAGGUUUUUAUGGAAUUUUUCGCAUGUCCUAUCACAAAAACCAUGGUAUUUUAUGUUUACCAACUCUGGCGAGCCAAUUGGUUAUGCAUAUGAUCCCAUCCUUCGGAAGUGGUAUGGCAUUGAACUACCAGAGAUCAAGGCACCCGAUUGGUCCAUUGCUUCAUCAUGCGGAUUGGUUGGCUUCAUGGAUAAUGAAAGCAGAAGCGAGCUAUAUAUCUGCAACCCAAUUACCAAGCUCUGCAAGAAGCUUGAAGAGCCCCCUGGCUUGAAAUUUUCUGAUUACAGUGCCCUUGCAGUCUCAGUGAACAGGAUAUCACCUGGAUAUCUCAUCACAGUUGUGAAAUCUAAGCAAGUCCCUGGGAAUUUUUUCCAAUGGGAUAUCUCAAUUCAUAUUUAUGAUUCAGAAACAAUUAUGUGGACAACCUCUUUGACAGAGGUUUUAACGGGAUGGAGAGGUGGCGAUGAAAGUGUGAUCUGCAAUGGAAUUUUGUACUUCUUGAUUUAUUCAACAGGGAGUGGUGUACCAGAAAGUCGUCAUGGCUUAGUUGCAUAUAGUCUUUCUAGCCGUACUUCCCAUGGUUUGUUGAAUAGGAGUUUUAUUCCAGUGCCUUGCCCUCUUACAUGUGGCCGACUAAUGAACCUCAAGGGGAAGCUGGUGAUGGUGGGAGGAAUUGGUAAACAAGAUCGAGCGGACAUAAUUAAGGGGAUUGGCAUCUGGCUUCUAAAUGGGAAGGAGUGGCGGGAGAUUGCGCGAAUGCCACAUAAGUUCUUUCAGGGAUUUGGGGAGUUUGAUGAUGUUUUUGCAAGCAGUGGUACAGAUGAUCUCAUAUAUAUCCAGAGCUAUGGAGCUCCAGCACUUCUUAUCUUUGAUAUGAACCAGAAGCAAUGGAAAUGGUCACAGAAGUGCCCUGUGACAAAGAGGUUCCCACUUCAGCUCUUUACUGGUUUUUGCUUUGAGCCCAGGCUUGAAAUUGCUCCCUAAUUUGUUUCCAUUCAGAUUAAUGUGGUGGUAUUGAUGAAUGUCUCUCAGAUUCCCGUGGGUUUAUUUUGUUUUUAUUUACCUUCAUAUUCAAUCAUUACGAAAUUUGCAUUUCCAAAGGUUUAUACAAAAUGUAAAUGCAGAAAUCUGCUCAUUCAUGAUUACGGGAAUUUCAUUUUUUGCAUUCAGAAAUACCACAAGAGAACAAUACAUGUUUGAGACUC
Carya illinoinensis is the source of this 2787-nucleotide messenger RNA. RefSeq names its product F-box/kelch-repeat protein At3g61590-like. The transcript is spliced from 2 exons. The coding region runs from base 1349 to 2566 and encodes 405 amino acids. The record is from RefSeq and is a predicted model, not a curated record. Lineage: Eukaryota; Viridiplantae; Streptophyta; Magnoliopsida; Fagales; Juglandaceae. Gene Ontology annotation, molecular function: protein binding.